Molecule: messenger RNA, 4055 nt
Organism: Schistosoma intercalatum
Lineage: Eukaryota; Metazoa; Platyhelminthes; Trematoda; Strigeidida; Schistosomatidae
Source: the annotation of a GenBank genome assembly
UUAAAGUUGUAAGCGGCUAGUUGAAUGCUGCGUUACUUCGGAAUGCCGAUAAUUUGAUUCUGUUUACUAUGUUGGGGAAGUAUCUACAGUUUAUGUACUUUGUCUUCUUGUGUUCCACACACCUUUGCAGUGGUGAUAAAAAUACAUCAGUAGUUUAUGCUGUCAAAAACUGUGUCUUGUCAGAAAACGCUUCAUUUCUUCAUGGAAUUGUUGGGCAUUUAUUCUCCGAUGAGUCUGACGAAAAAGCUGACUAUUAUUUUAGCGUUUGUGGUUUCAAAACAGAGGAAAACUCAUCAGUGUCAUUAAAUCAAUCGAUCAUCGCAGUUAGUGAAGCCAGUGUUGUAGAAUUAGGAUCGUUCACUAAUUUUACCAUUUCUAACAAAGGUGAUCGGCAUCUGGUAAGGUUCAAUGAUUCAGAGAUUAUAACAGACUUAAUUCUUGGGUGUGGUAGUAUGGCCGCCUUUCAUCUCAUCAGUCAUGAAAACGAUAAGUCCUACAGUUUUGAUUUGUUCCAUCCUAGUCUUUGUUCUGCUCAACAAUCCACGAAAUAUACUUUCACUGUCAUUCUUGUAUGGUACGUUUGUCGCUUUUGUUCGUAUAAAAAUUCCAAAACUAAUUUUUCUCGAACACCCUUAGCGACCUCUCGGUUCCUAGUUUUCUAUGUCAUGAGAUUUAACUAAGCAUAACUUUGAGAAAAUAGACACUAAAGCUCACAUUACAUAUUUUGAAUAAAAAAUCUGUUGUAAACUCUAAAACAUAUCAUGUUCUGUUACUAUUUGCAAUCACCAUUAAUUAUUAUGUACUAUAUUAUAUCGGAAAAGGCUUGUCGUACAAAAUCAGUGUGUCGAUCCCUACAAUACUAUCAAAUAUGUCCAUGUAUGUGACCGUAUCUGAUUAUGUGAACAAAUAAACUUGGUCGUACUACUGUAGUAAUAUUUUUGCCUAGUUGGGAAGUAGGCUGCUAUCCUGUUUUUUAAUCGCUGAAGUGUUCAGUAAAAAUCCUAAUGUGGAUUUCAUAAUGCUAUUAUUUUGAAUCUGCAAAUUCUAAUAUUCCAGUUUAUUUUGCGAUGUCUAAUAACACUGGUCUGACAGUCAGUCAGUCAGCUACAACGUAGGGCCAGGCGCAUAUAUGCAUCGAUCCAGGUUGCCACACCUCAUUAGCACAGCAAGAUGAACACCGAAUUCAUAGGAGUGGUUAGGUCAAAGGUGGUAAUAUAUAGGAGAAAGAUUGCAUAUAAGGAUACAGUACAGGAAGAAAGAAUUAGUUAGUAGAAAGAAAUAUAUGAAGUGAUUUUAAUCUCUUAGUUUAAGGGAAGACAGGGAGUGUAUACACCUACGCCAUUGUGAUCGAUUCUGAGCCAUGUCACCAAGAGUCUCCAGCCAUUGGUUACGACAAUCACGCAGACCCCAACCAAGUAGUCUGCAAUUACCAACAUGGCUCAGACUAGAGGUUAGUGUCUUCAAGCACUGAUGCCACGUUUUGGUUUGGCCGCCCCUAAUUCUCUUCCAACCAUCUCUAACACCCAUUAGCAUUGCUUGACGUGGUAAUCGGUGUUCAGGCAUAUGUAACACGUGGCCCAACCAUCUCAGUCGAUGAAGAUUCACAACCUCAUCAACUGAUUUACCAUCAUUACCCUGCGUCUAACCUCACUAUUACUUACCCGGUGAUCCCAACAGACGCCAGCAAUAUUUCUAAGGCAUCUGUGGUCAAAUACUAGUAGCCUACGGGUGUCUUCUACUCUUAAAGGCCAUGUUUCGCUGCCGUAAAGUAAGACAGAACGGACUGCCGCGCAGUAUACUCGUCCUUUUAUUGAUAGACGGAUACCUCGCCUUCGCCAAAGGUGACGUAAGUUGGCAAAAGCCAAGCGAGCUUUUCGAAUCCGUGCUGAGAUUUCGUCCAAUACUAGCCCAUUAGGGCUGAUCAGACUUCCAAGAUAAGUGAAGUUGUAAACGCGUUCGACUACUUCACUCCCUAUCCUUAGUUCAGGUGUUGACGCAGGCCAGUCCUGAAGCAAAAACUUGCAUUUAGAGGGAGAGGAGCGCAUUCCAAACAUUCUGGCAUUGUUGCUUAGUGCUACCAUAAGCUCUGACUCGACUAGUAGUGUUCGAGUAAAGAGCCUUUACAAGGUUUAUGUACUUCUGGGGUACGCCUUUCAAUGACAGACACUGCCACAGAAUCUCGCGGUCGACCGAGUCAAAUGCUGCUUUUAAGUCAAGAAAGACCACCAUUGUCGGACGUCGAUAAGUAUACUUAUGUUCUAGAACCUGACGAAUGGUGAAUAUGUGGUCGAUGCAGCCACGACCAGGUCUGAAGCCAGCUUGGUUCUCUCGUGUUUGCAGUUCACGAGUCUUAGGCGUCUGAUAAUUAUCGAGGCUAGUAUUUUAGAUAUUAUAUUAGUUAAACUAAUCCCUCUGUGGUUGUCACAGGAUGAUUUUGAUCCUUUCUUAUAUAUUGGAACGAUAAGUGAUUGCGACCAGUCAGAUGGAAUAACGUCUAACUCCCAGAUCUUAGCUAAAAUAUUAGUCAACCUAAUCGCUAAAAUUGGACCACCAUCCUUAAAGACUUCUGGAGCCAAUCCAUCUGGACCAGCUGCCCUUCCUCGUUUCAGGUUAACUAUAGCCUUUUGAACUUCUGCUAGAGUUGGGGGGCCUACUUCAAUGUUCCAUUCACACUGUCUGGGAAUGAAGGGUAGUUGUAGAGUCGCUGAAGGCCAGCUGAACUGUUCCCUAAAAUGUUCCGCCCAUCGUUCUAAACGUCUGGACUGGGAGUAGAUGAGAGUAUCGGUGUAGAGCCGAGAGUUGAACGCGGAUAUUUAUGACAAUGUACUUUCUAUUACCAGUAAGUCUAAAAACGCCAAUAAUAUAAUCUAACCAAAACAUGUUUCAGACCAAAAACAGACUGUAAAUCACCAAUCCCGGGGAAAUGUACGUAGACUUUUUAGGGAUUACGUUAAAAGUUCAGAUGUACGUCAAACAUGGCUUCUGUAUAUAGUGAUACCAGUAAUAAUACUAAUAGUGAUAAUAAUAGUUAUUUUCAUUUACCGAGUUUCAACAAGAAUUAUUUUGCUUGUCGAUUACACAAACGUCAGAUACCAACAUAACCUGGUCCCAAAAAUAUUCACGGUACUGUGUGAUUACUUGUAUAUAGGCAUAACAUUGUCACAUUGUAUAUAUUCUCUACGUAUCCUAAUAAGCAAUAUUUUUUGGUCGGAAUAACUUCAGUAUAUAUUUUGUUUAUAAACACUGCACCAUUCUUUUUUGUUCAUAUCAUUGUGUACCUUUCCCAAUUUAGUUGUUUAGCUUUCAUUGUUGGAUAUUGUGUGUUAAGUUCUUUAAUAAAGAGAUACUUAUAUGGACGACCGUGGCAUCAAUCUGUUCCAUUCACCGAUACCUUUGAACAUUUGAAAAAUCGAUUCCAGGACUAUAUUGUUCUUCAUUGUCAUCGUCCACAAAUUCGCCUUGUUGAACCAGUAUAUAUGCCUCUACCGAAUGAUUCACCAGAACAAUUUAAAACUAAAAAUAACGAAUCAAUAUGUGAAAAUUCACUAGAACAAAAACAGUUGCUACUGUCGAAUUCAGAUGAUCAACAAGAUGAUAUAUUAUUGGCUCUUUAACACAGUAAACCAAUUAUACAAAUUGACUUCAUAUAUUAAUGGAUUUUAUGGAAUAUUUUUAAUCAUUAUAUUUUAUUUAACACAAUCUUCAGAUGAACAUUAUGUCAAUUAACUUAAAUAACCUACAUUUCUUUUAUGUUUUGUUCAUUUUUAUUCCGUUUUCCCGUGAUAAUAUAAUACACUUGUCAUUAUGGUAUUCCGGUGCCUUGAAGUAUCUUAGUAAUAUCAUUGUUAACUGAAUAUAGAUUGUGUAUUAUUAAUAUUUAUUAAAAUGUUCGAAAGUCAAGUACCGACAAUUGUGCUAUAUUACCUUUUAGAUUUUAUUUACUCCAUAUUUCCCGAUUUCCCAUUUUAUUUCAGUUUCCCUUCCGUUUUUUUCUUGUGAAUAAGAUGUAUAAGAUAAUUGGAUUCCAAAAUAUACAAAACAUUGUUUGUUUUAUU